Haemonchus placei is the source of this 696-nucleotide messenger RNA. The record is from the annotation of a GenBank genome assembly. Lineage: Eukaryota; Metazoa; Nematoda; Chromadorea; Rhabditida; Trichostrongylidae.
UUGGCUUUUGUCGUUAUCAUCACAACUUUUUUCCAUUUUGUCAAUCCAAUUUCAGGAGUAUAUAAGCGAUCACUUCAGAAGAACGCCGCCUCCACAGAUGCGCACAAAUUGGCAACUGUACCAAGACAAUUGGCAAGUUGCGGUUUGGCCAUAAUUAAACGAAUGCAACACGGGGUCAGGGAAACUGGACUACUUGCCGUCGUUCCACAAGCACUUUCGUCAAAGGCACAGAGGAUGUAUGAAAUCGUCAGGGAAAUUGUUCACGAUGACAUAAUUCCAUUGGAGGCCGAAGCGUUGCAAUACUAUCAAGGGCCUGACCGCUGGACACCUUAUCGGAAGUUUGAGGAGAUCAAGGAAAAGGCGAAGUCGUUGGGAGCGUGGAACCUGUUCAUCUCGGAGCAUAUUGACCCUGAAGGCAUUUAUGGACCUGGUCUAACCAACGUGGAGUAUGCUCACAUAUGUGAACUUAUGGGUCGUAGCCCGUUUGCGCCCGAGGUCUUUAACUGUCAAGCACCAGAUACUGGUAAUAUGGAAGUAUUAAUCAAGUAUGGCGACGAAGCUCAAAAGAAAGAGUGGUUACAACCUUUGCUGAAAGGAGAAAUCAAAAGCUGCUUUGCUAUGACGGAACCGGAUGUGGCAAGUAGUGAUGCCACUAACAUACAGGUGGGAACGGUUCGGCUAUACAGCCUGAAUUAA